CUUUUUUGUUUUUCCCACCCCCUCCUCUUCAACCUCAAUCAAUUCCCUUUGUGUUUCAUCACUCCUUAACCGCCGCCAUGAUUAUCUACGAGGACCUGAUCUCCGGUGACGAGAUUCUCUCCGACACCUUCAAGAUCUCCCCCGCCAAGGACUGCCCCAUCCUGUGGGAGACUGACUGCCGCAAGUACCUCAAGAAGAAGAACGAGGACUUCGAGCUCGCUGGUGCCAACCCCUCUGCUGAGGAGGCUGGUGAUGAAGGUGGUGAUGAUGAGGCCGUCAUGGUCCACGAUAUUGAGGACCAGUUCCGUCUCGUCUGGCUCAAGACCGAGGAGGGCCUCAAGCCUUCCAAGGAUGCCUUCAAGUCUCACCUGAAGAGCUACCUCAAGAAGCUCAACAAGAAGCUCGAGGAGACCGGUGCCAGCGCCGAGUCCAUCGACGAGUUCAAGAAGAACGCUCCCGCCGCCAUGAAGAAGAUCAUUGCCAACUACGACAACUACGAUGUCCUCAUGGGUGCCUCCAUGGACGGUGAUGCCAUGCACGUCCUGAUUGACUUCCGCGAUGACGGUGUUACUCCCUACGCCACCGUCUGGAAGCACGGCUUCAAGGAGGUCAAGGUCUAAACGUCUUAUACCAACGGGCGACCACAAAACGCACUUGACAUGAAGAAAGAGAAACCAACGAAGAAAUGCGAAAUCUCUGCAUCCGAGCUUAAAUCGGUCGCGGGGACCGCUUAUUCCCUUCCGCCGGGGCCUUGUCUGUUCUGGCUUUUACAAAUCGCAUCUUCGUAUCCUAAUUGACCGAUCGAUCUGAUCGUCAAGAGUUACGCCUCAUG
This is a messenger RNA of Penicillium brasilianum, 832 nucleotides long. The record is from the annotation of a GenBank genome assembly. Lineage: Eukaryota; Fungi; Ascomycota; Eurotiomycetes; Eurotiales; Aspergillaceae.